Molecule: messenger RNA, 1480 nt
Organism: Euleptes europaea (tarantolino)
Lineage: Eukaryota; Metazoa; Chordata; Lepidosauria; Squamata; Sphaerodactylidae
Gene: EIF3L
Product: eukaryotic translation initiation factor 3 subunit L
Exons: 10
Coding region: 1-1401 (466 amino acids)
Biological process (GO): translational initiation
Cellular component (GO): eukaryotic translation initiation factor 3 complex; cytoplasm
Molecular function (GO): translation initiation factor activity; protein binding
Source: RefSeq, a predicted model, not a curated record
AUGAGCUGCAGGCCAGUCGUGUAUCUAGUGAUGUCAUUGACCAGAAAGUAUAUGAGAUCCAAGACAUUUAUGAAAACAGAUGCAGUCUUCCUGAUUUUGUACAAAGAACUGUAUUACAGGCACAUAUAUGCUAAAGUCAGUGGUGGUCCAUCCUUGGAACAGAGAUUUGAAUCUUACUACAAUUACUGCAAUCUAUUCAACUACAUUCUCAAUGCAGAUGGCCCAGCUCCCCUGGAACUGCCCAAUCAGUGGCUCUGGGAUAUCAUCGAUGAGUUCAUAUAUCAGUUCCAGUCCUUCAGUCAGUACCGCUGCAAAACAGCCAAGAAGUCCGAAGAAGAGAUUGAUUUCUUGCGUUCAAACCCCAAGAUCUGGAAUGUCCACAGUGUCCUCAAUGUAUUGCACUCCCUUGUGGACAAAUCCAACAUCAAUCGGCAGCUGGAGGUCUACACUAGUGGAGGUGACCCUGAAAGUGUGGCUGGAGAGUAUGGUCGCCACUCCCUGUACAAGAUGUUGGGCUACUUUAGCCUUGUGGGUCUGCUGCGUCUCCAUUCUCUGCUGGGAGAUUACUACCAGGCCAUCAAAGUUUUGGAGAACAUUGAACUUAACAAAAAGAGUAUGUAUUCUCGAGUACCCGAGUGCCAGGUCACUACCUAUUACUAUGUGGGUUUUGCAUACCUCAUGAUGCGACGCUACCAAGAUGCUAUCCGGGUCUUUGCCAACAUCCUCCUGUACAUUCAGAGAACCAAGAGCAUGUUCCAGAGGACAACCUACAAAUAUGAGAUGAUUAACAAGCAGAAUGAGCAGAUGCAUGCCCUCCUGGCAAUUGCACUCACCAUGUACCCUAUGCGCAUCGACGAAAGCAUUCACCUGCAGCUCAGAGAGAAGUAUGGGGACAAGAUGCUGCGCAUGCAAAAGGGAGACGCCCAAGUAUACGAAGAGCUGUUCAGCUACUCCUGCCCCAAGUUCCUCUCGCCUGUGGUCCCCAACUAUGACAACGUACACCCCAACUACCACAAGGAGCCUUUCCUGCAGCAGCUGAAGGUCUUUGCCGAUGAAGUCCAGCAGCAGGCCCAGCUCUCCACCAUCCGCAGCUUCCUGAAGCUCUACACCACCAUGCCCGUCGCCAAGCUGGCUGGCUUCCUAGACCUCACCGAGCAGGAGUUCCGCAUCCAGCUGCUGGUCUUUAAGCACAAGAUGAAGAACCUGGUCUGGACAAGUGGGGUCUCUGCCCUGGAUGGGGAGUUCCAGUCAGCCUCGGAGGUGGACUUCUACAUUGACAAGGACAUGAUCCACAUUGCAGACACAAAGGUGGCUCGCCGCUAUGGUGACUUUUUCAUCCGGCAGAUUCAUAAGUUUGAGGAGCUGAAUCGGACUCUGAAGAAGAUGGGCCAAAGACCUUGAAAGUCACCUUGAACCAUUCUCAAGCUGUCUGGCUGUUUUCUCUUGCAGGCAAAUGGAGUGGGAGGGGACAUGAGCUAAG